UGCAAUAUCAAAUAUUAUGUUCUGUUGGGUUUGCAUUCUCCAUUUCUGCUUCCAGUUCCGGUUCUUUUGUGUCUACAAACAUCAUGAUCAUUGUUUCAGUAUGCAGAUAUCCAUUACUGUAGUAUUGGAGUGUAAAUUUGUCUGUAAAUUGGCAAUAUGUAGCAGCUAAAAAGGCCGUUUAUUACAUUGGCCCAAUAGGUUUAGGCACGGCCCAAUAUUGGAGUGUCUUAGCUAGCUACUUUUUUUAAUGGAUAGGUGGCUUGGCGCGCAACUCGAGCUUUUGUUUCAACCAUGAGUUUGAGGAAGUUGGCGACCAAAGCAAACCCUAAUUGCGACCAAAGUGAGAAUGAUGAUGAGAAGGCGAAGAAACAGACGACGGUGGCUCUGGGCAACGGUAGUGAGGUGGUGCUGAUACCGAGGUUCAUAAGCUUCGAUCGGGCUUGGAGUUGGUUCGAUUACCUCAACACAAAAAUUCCUUGGACCAGACCAACUGUUCGUGUCUUCGGCCGAUCCUGCCUCCAGCCUAGAGAUACAUGUUAUGUUGCAAGUCCGGGACUACCACAUUUGGUUUACAGUGGGUACCAACCUCAUGCUUAUUCAUGGGAUGAUCUCCCUCCUCUUAAGGAACUCUUGGAAGCGGUCCACAAAGCUAUUCCUGGCAGCAGUUUCAAUAGCUUGCUGUUAAAUAGGUAUAAAGGUGGUAAUGACUAUGUUGCUUGGCAUUCUGAUGAUGAAAAGGUUUACGGUUCAACUCCUGAAAUUGCAUCCCUUUCCUUUGGAUGCGAAAGGGAAUUCUUCUUGAAGAAGAAACCCAGUAAAACAUCUCAAGAAAGGAAAAGUGAUCAAGAAUCUUCAAGUAAGCGAUUAAAGAGGAAUCAUGAUGAUCAGCACUCUUUCAUGCUUAAGCAUGGAUCACUCUUGGUGAUGAGAGGUUAUACUCAAAGGGAUUGGAUGCACUCUGUGCCUAAGCGGAUGAAAUUAGAGGCCACCCGUAUCAACCUUACCUUCAGGCUUGUGCUCUGAUAUAAGGGUUCUAGGUAGGAUCUUAAGAGAAUGGUUCAUUUUAUCUUUAUAUCCAUAAAAGAUAAUGUGAGAUGGUAGCACAGUAUUGAUGUGUGUUUAACAAGGUCUUAUUUCAAGUUUCUGAUAAUCCUAUGCAACUGAAUUCUACCCUACUUUUCGCCCUGCAUCAAUCUAAGUCUGUAAUCUAACAAAGCUCUAAUAUCUGGUUCACUCAUCAUGCUUUGUAUUUGCUAACCAGACUUCCCUUCUAUUAUGUUAUGGAAUAUGAGUUUAACCCACCUUUAACUGGCUCCUAGUUACGAUAAGGCCUCAGGGAAACUUCAUAGUGAUUGUUUAAGUUUCUGUAUCUACACCCAAAGCAAAUAAUUCCAACAAAAAAGUUUGUAACAUGAUAAACCACUUUG
This is a messenger RNA of Fragaria vesca subsp. vesca, 1427 nucleotides long. RefSeq names its product probable ADP-ribosylation factor GTPase-activating protein AGD13-like. The transcript is spliced from 4 exons. The coding region runs from base 292 to 1023 and encodes 243 amino acids. The record is from RefSeq and is a predicted model, not a curated record. NCBI's taxonomy places the organism in Eukaryota, Viridiplantae, Streptophyta, Magnoliopsida, Rosales, Rosaceae.